UUGUCGUUAAGUGAAGAAGCAAUAUCAUGCAUUGUGUAAACGAGACACAUCGUUUGUACGAUGUGUUACAAUAUUCAAUCAUUUAUUGGCAAGGGCAGGACGGAUACGACAUCACGUUGAAGAUGGUCGAUCCAAUUACAGGCGUAUCAACGAAUAAAAAUCUAAGCGCAAUGAUAUACUAUACAUAUCGUAUGAUGAUUUGUACAAAUGAGGAGAAUGCCAUUCUGAAGUGCCGUUCGCUAUUCCAGCAAUUCGCUGUCGACAUGUUUGUCAAAGUCGAGACCAAAUGUUUAGCGUUCAUCCGAUUCAAUCAGGCAAAGCUACGAUCUGAGAACUAUAUACACUUCCAUGAUGCUAUUCAUUCAUCAUCUUAUAUCGGAAUCCCACGCCACAUGCACGAAUACGCUCAAGACGCUAUGACGUACAUACGUGCGAAAUUAUGGAACUCCGGAUUUAUUUUUUACGUUAACAUGCAAUCCAAAGUGGACGAAAAUUGAACAUGAGUUGGAACCCGGCCAAAAACCGCAAUAUCGCCAUGACAUAAUCGCCAGAGUAUUUCAACAAAAUCUAAAGGUUAUGAUGGAUGUGCUGAAAUGUAAUUUUUCCUUUUCAAAUAUAAAACAAAACAAAAAAAAUUUUCUUUAUCUUUUAAUCACCAAACGAAAUGUUACAUGAAACGAUGCACUUGGUGGCGAAACGGAGUUCGCCGGGCUUUCUAGUUAACAUAGCAAAUAGAUAUUUAUAUUCAGUGGAAUUUCGGCUUUGCUUAUAAGUAACCAUACUCAAUGAUAUUUGAACAAUAAACAAUGAUAAACAAUUGUAAAAUUUUGUAGGUGGCCGCACCAAUAUGGUCGCCUGGAUGCAGUUGAACGCAGAUGAAGAAGCUACAGACCUGCCAGAACACAGCACGCCGGACCCCGACAGUAUGCCUCUUGAUGUUUCCCAUCGAACAUCGACAUAGUGAGACGCUUAUGCUCCCAGUUAAAGAGCAGAAAUCACCCCUGCAGCCACCUGCUUGGAGCGGA
This is a messenger RNA of Bactrocera tryoni, 1025 nucleotides long. RefSeq lists its product as uncharacterized. Lineage: Eukaryota; Metazoa; Arthropoda; Insecta; Diptera; Tephritidae. The transcript is spliced from 2 exons. The coding region runs from base 27 to 497 and encodes 156 amino acids. The record is from RefSeq and is a predicted model, not a curated record.